AUGCCCAUCACGGAUGAGGAGAGGAAGGCGCAUUAUAGCUUGAAUCGCAAGUUUGAUCUCUACGUAUGUGCUCAUCUAUCAAAAUGCCGAAUCCAUGUAGCUGACCAAGAGGCACAGAUCAUCCCUUUCCUGGCGGCAAUCUAUCUCUUCAACGGUUUGGAUCGGAGUAAUCUCGGCAACGCCCAGACAGACAACUUCAGCACCGACAUCGGUAUCCCGGCUGCUGCCGUCAAUCAGGCCAACAGUUUGUUCUUCGUGACCUAUAUCCCUUUUCAUCCGAUCAUUGUUGGUUUCGGCAAGAAGAUGGGUCAAACAAAGUUCAUCGCGUUGAUCGGCAGCAUUUGGGGCAUUCUUACGAUUUGUCAUGCCUUCGUCAAGGGUAAUGGCUCGCUCAUUGCCAUCCGUCUCCUCAUGGGCGCGGCGGAAUGCGGGUUUUAUCCGACGGCAGUCUCCUACCUCUCAAAUUUCUAUCCAAGAUACGAUCUAGCCUUCCGAUUCUCGCUUUUCUACAGCUUCUUCGCUAUCGCUGGGGCUUUUGGAGGACUGAUUGCUUUUGGUGUUUUUCAAAUCCACGGAUCAUUGUACGGCUGGCAGUACCUAUUCAUCAUCGAAGGGAUCGUCCCGAUCAUCCUGGCCAUUGCCGCCCCAUUCAUGUUGGCAAAGGGCCCCGGCACAGCAUGGUACCUGACGCCCCAGGAGCGCGAAUAUGCGGAUAAACGUAUGGUCAUGGACGCUGCUGCAAACUUGGACUCGACCUACAAACUAACAAAACGUGAUAUCUACGAAGCUUGCAUCGAUUGGAGGCUUUGGGUUACCUUGGCAGCCAACAUCAUGUCGACCCUGGCUGGACAAGGCCUUUCAACCUUCUUCCCUGUCGUCAUUAAGGGUCUAGGGUAUUCAGGAGCGCUUGCCAACUUAAUGACUGUUCCGCCAUACGUUGCCGGCUCAGUCGUCCUGCUACUGGUCGCUUACUCGUCCGACAGGUUUAAGAACCGUACUUUCCACAUUCUAGGCGGUUUGGUCUUGGUCAUUAUCGGUCUUGCUCUAACGCUUUCGCUUCCCCUGGAAAAUACCGGUGGACGCUAUGCAGGCUUGCUCGUGCUUCUUUCGGGUUCUUUCAUCUCCUCACCGCUGAGCGCUGUGUGGCUGGCCGGUAACACUCCGGAACCUGGGAAGCGUGUCAUCAUCAUCUCGUUCAACGGCUGGGGCAAUCUUUCCGGUGUCAUCGGCUCCGAAUUAUUCGUGCCGCAGUAUGGCCCUGACUAUCGGUAUCCCCUGAAGAUCACGCUGAUUCUCGUUUGCACUUCGUUUGCUCUCUAUAUCGUUGUGUACAUUCUGUUGAGAUACACCAACUGGCUGAGGGCAAAGAAGCUUGCAACCAUGACUGCCGAUGAGCUUGAGGAAGAAAACAGGUCAGAUGUGCGCGUCGGCGACAAGAAGUACACUUUCGUGUACGGCUUGUAA
Molecule: messenger RNA, 1464 nt
Organism: Dacryopinax primogenitus
Lineage: Eukaryota; Fungi; Basidiomycota; Dacrymycetes; Dacrymycetales; Dacrymycetaceae
Product: MFS general substrate transporter
Exons: 3
Coding region: 1-1464 (487 amino acids)
Biological process (GO): transmembrane transport
Cellular component (GO): membrane
Molecular function (GO): transmembrane transporter activity
Source: RefSeq, a predicted model, not a curated record